Messenger RNA from Actinia tenebrosa (Australian red waratah sea anemone), 3904 nucleotides. RefSeq names its product transitional endoplasmic reticulum ATPase. Gene Ontology annotation, molecular function: ATP binding; polyubiquitin modification-dependent protein binding; ATP hydrolysis activity. Lineage: Eukaryota; Metazoa; Cnidaria; Anthozoa; Actiniaria; Actiniidae. The record is from RefSeq and is a predicted model, not a curated record. Gene Ontology annotation, biological process: autophagosome maturation; mitotic spindle disassembly; retrograde protein transport, ER to cytosol. Gene Ontology annotation, cellular component: cytosol; nucleus; VCP-NPL4-UFD1 AAA ATPase complex.
AUGUUGUACACGUGCGCAGUGGAAGCCGGUAGUUGAAUUACUCAGCAGUCUAGAAGAUCAUUUGAAGAAAUUUCGACCAGAAACUCAAAACUCUGACCCCUAAAAACCAAAAAAUAUGUCUCACCAAGACGAAUUGGCCACCGCGAUUUUGAAGAACAAAGCUCGUCCUAACCGACUUUUAGUCGAAGAAGCCAUCAACGAUGAUAACUCUGUUGUCACGAUGUCUCAGGAGAAGAUGGAAGAAUUACAAUUGUUCAGAGGAGAUACUGUUCUUAUUAAAGGGAAAAAACGCAAAGACACGGUCUGUAUCGUCUUGUCUGAUGACACCAUUAGCAAUGAUAAAAUCAGAAUGAACAGAGUUGUCAGGCGCAACCUGAGAGUGAGGCUUGGUGAUAUCGUCAGUGUGCAGUCUUGUCCAGAUGUGAAAUACGGCAAGAGGAUACAUGUUCUUCCAUUUGAUGAUACAGUAGAAGGUCUCACUGGAAAUUUGUUUGAUGUUUAUCUGAAGCCCUACUUUGUCGAAGCCUACAGACCAAUCAGGAAAGGUGAUGUGUUUCUUGUUCGAGGUGGGAUGCGAGCAGUAGAAUUCAAAGUUAUUGAGACUGACCCUUCCCCUUACUGUAUUGUUGCUCCUGACACUGUCAUUCAUUGCGAGGGUGAACCAGUUAAGAGAGAGGAAGAAGAAGAAUCUCUUAAUGAAGUUGGAUACGAUGACAUUGGUGGUUGCAGAAAACAGCUGGCACAGAUCAAAGAGAUGGUGGAACUGCCUCUUCGACAUCCACAACUUUUCAAGGCCAUUGGAGUAAAGCCCCCAAGAGGUAUUUUGCUCUUCGGUCCACCAGGAACUGGAAAAACAUUAAUGGCAAGAGCUGUGGCUAAUGAGACUGGUGCAUUCUUUUUCCUCAUUAAUGGUCCUGAGAUUAUGAGUAAGCUGGCAGGAGAAUCAGAAAGUAACUUGAGGAAAGCCUUUGAAGAAGCUGAAAAGAACGCUCCAGCAAUUAUCUUCAUUGACGAAAUUGAUGCUAUCGCACCUAAAAGAGACAAGACCCAUGGAGAGGUUGAACGACGUAUUGUGUCUCAGCUCCUAACCUUAAUGGACGGCUUGAAGCAGAGAGCACAUGUGGUUGUCAUGGCAGCCACCAACAGACCUAACAGUGUGGACACUGCUCUACGUAGAUUUGGACGUUUUGAUCGUGAAGUAGACAUAGGAAUCCCUGAUGCUACAGGACGCCUAGAAAUCCUCCGAAUCCAUACCAAGAAUAUGAAACUAGCAGAUGAUGUUGAUUUAGAACAGAUUGCUGCUGAAACUCAUGGGUACGUUGGUUCUGAUGUUGCGUCAUUGUGUUCAGAGGCUGCUCUUCAGCAGAUUCGUGAGAAGAUGGACCUUAUUGAUCUAGAAGAUGAAACAAUUGAUGCCGAGGUGCUGGACUCUCUAGCUGUAACAAUGGAUGACUUCCGAUAUUCAAUGGGUGUGUCCAAUCCUUCUGCUCUGCGUGAGACAGUCGUUGAAGUACCCACGACAACCUGGGAAGACAUUGGUGGCCUUGAUGGUGUCAAGCGUGAGCUACAAGAACUGGUUCAAUACCCCGUAGAACACCCAGACAAGUUCCUCAAGUUUGGCAUGACACCAUCCAAGGGUGUGCUGUUCUAUGGCCCCCCUGGUUGUGGUAAAACUCUCCUGGCUAAAGCCAUUGCCAAUGAAUGUCAAGCUAACUUCAUCUCCAUCAAGGGACCUGAGCUGUUGACGAUGUGGUUUGGUGAAUCUGAGGCUAACGUUAGGGAUGUCUUUGACAAGGCUCGCAGUGCCGCUCCCUGUGUACUCUUCUUUGAUGAAUUGGAUUCAAUUGCCAAAUCCAGAGGAGGUAAUGUUGGUGACGGUGGCGGAGCGGCUGAUCGUGUCAUCAACCAAGUCCUUACUGAAAUGGACGGCAUGAAUGUCAAGAAGAAUGUAUUUAUUAUUGGUGCAACCAACAGACCUGAUAUUAUUGAUCCUGCCAUCUUGCGACCUGGUCGUCUGGAUCAGCUUAUCUACAUCCCUCUUCCUGAUGAUGCUUCAAGAAUUUCCAUUUUAAAAGCAAACCUCAGAAAAUCACCCAUAGCCAAGGAUGUUGAGUUGGAGUACAUUGCUAAGGUCACCCAUGGAUUCAGUGGUGCUGACUUGACAGAAAUCUGCCAAAGGGCAUGUAAACUAGCAAUUAGAGAAUCUAUUGAAAUUGAGAUCAACAGAGAUAAGCAGCGUGCAGAAAACCCUGAUCUAGACAUGGAAGUAGAAGAUGAAGACCCUGUACCAGAAAUAAGAAAAGACCACUUUGAAGAGGCUAUGAGGUUUGCUCGUCGUUCAGUCAGCGAUAACGACAUCAGAAAAUAUGAAAUGUUUGCCCAAACUCUACAGCAGAGCAGAGGAUUUGGUGGCAACUUCAGAUUCCCAAGCCAAACCGGAGGCAGUGGUAGUGGAUCCCAGGGCGGGGCAGGAGGAUCAGGAGAAGCUGAUAACUCCAAUAUCUAUGAUGAUGGUGACGAUGACCUCUAUAGCUAGGCUACUACUGUACAUGGACAUUAACAAUCAGUCGAUUAGUCUGGUUAAUAUUUGAUGUCAAAUAUUAUUUUUUUUGUAGAAUGUUUAAAGAUUUUCCAUUACAGGACAUUGUGGGGUGUUUGACUACAUUUUUUUCCUCAUUAAUAUAAUUAUGCACAGAAUCAAAAUAUAUGGUGACCAAUUUGAAGAACUAUCAUUCUGUACUGACUAGCCUUGUGUUCACUCAUAUACACACAAGUUUUUUCACAUGUAUGAGAGACUAGUAAGUGCAGAACAAAAGUUCUUCAAAUUGCUCGCCAUAUUUUGAUUUGGUGUAUAUUAUUAUGACUUUGUAUGAGUAUGUCCCRAUUAAGAAGCAAGACUGUUCUUUAUGUUCAUCCAGAGAGAGAAAAAUAACCAUACAAAUAAAUGAAAUUAAAGAUUUUAUGGAGUGCUGUAAUAACUUUGACAAACAGAAAUAUUGAAGAUUAAAAAUCUAUCUUUGAAUCAGGAUUUAUUUUACUUAACAUUACCCUGCAUUUAUUUAUUUUUGAUUAGUAGAUUCAUUAAUUCUUUCAAAAGUAAUCCAAUCUGUGAUCUAGAGUACUUUUCCAAGACCGUGAAACAGUUUCUGGUAGUCAAGUGUAUAAUAGUCAAAUAGACACAAGAUCUACUAACCACUAUUGAUAUAAAGUGGUCAAUAAUAAUAAUAACUUUAUUAAUGUCUCUAAUUCUUCUAGCCGGGCACAAGCGCCCUACUAAUCGGGGAGACAAUAAACCUCUAAAAUAUAUAUUAGACUUUUAAAAUACUUUAGUCAAAUCCAACUAGCGGUCUAGCGUCAAUGCUGCGUUCCGAUUGGAUGAGCUACUAGUAGGCUAUACACUGUAGUUAUAGCCUAAGAUUGAAAUUAAAUAUUUUUUUAUCUAAAUAUUUGACUGACUYGUUGGAUAUUGACAAACAAUUAGUCCUCUUCUCCUUAUGGCCUAUGAGUCCAUAUCCCAUUCGACCUUCUGCCUCAUAAGCUAUUGACUUGUAGCCCAUUUGAGCUUGAGGACUAAUUGCUAAUUAGUAGACCCUAAUUCCAUUGUUUUCGUUUGUGUCUAUUUAACUAUUAUACCUUGACUAGUAUUUUUUAUUUCAUGGGUUAAAUGCCUUCACUCUAUUAGUCUUCUAAGAUAACUAUUUUUGUUACAGAUCAAUACUUCCUCAUUCUUAGUUUAUUUGACAUAAUUUAAGUAGCUUGCGCUAAUACUUAUUGCAAAUCGAUCUGUUUCAUUCAGCAUUUAGAUGUCGUCAUUAAAGACUGGCCGAGUCGUUGUAAGACUAACUUUAAGAUUCUAUUUAAUAAACAACACCAAGACCUUUGUGGUGUGAUCCAUUGAUUGGAA